Aphanomyces astaci is the source of this 2017-nucleotide messenger RNA. RefSeq lists its product as hypothetical. The annotation marks the transcript as partial. The record is from RefSeq and is a predicted model, not a curated record. Gene Ontology annotation, molecular function: nucleic acid binding. The transcript has 3 exons. Gene Ontology annotation, biological process: DNA integration. Lineage: Eukaryota; Oomycota; Saprolegniomycetes; Saprolegniales; Verrucalvaceae.
UGGGACUGGGGUCAAGCAUGACCCCGCCCGCGUUGAGGCGCUCCAACAGCUGCCGUCCCCCGUGUCUGGUGCUGACCUGCAGCAGUAUAUGUGCGCCAUCAACUGGAUGCGCAUAAGCAUCCCCGGGUACAACAUGCUGGUGCAGCCGUUGACGGAGAUGCUGGAGCGGGUGUUUGCCGCUGGUGGCGGUAAGAGGACCAAGCAGGCCGCUGCGGCCGUGCUGUUGGAGGACAUCGGCUGGUCGGUCGUGCACGACGAUUGUUUGGCCAAGACCAAUGCCGUGCUUGGGAACGUGAUGGAGCUGUGUCACCCGGACCCCCAGCAGCGACUUUGUGUGUUUGCUGACUCGUCGGAAGGCCACUGUGGAUCUGUGAUCACGCAAUACACGGCCCAAAAGUUGGAACGGUGGGCCCUGCUGCUGAUGGGCUACAGUUAUGUCAUCCAUGACAUCCCCGGCGAAGUCAACGUCUGGGCUGACCUGCUGUCGCGCUGGGGAUCUACCCUCCCCAGCAUAUGUGCCAUCAGCCAGCAGCCACUGCUGAUCUCGCCGUUGCGGGAUGAAAAGUUUGUUUGGCCAACAUUUGUGUCCAUCGCCGAAGCCCAGGUGGUCGCCCCUGACGACGUCUUGUCGAGAAUGACCAAGAGCCUAGACGCCGUCCACCUGGUGGUUCUGGCGUCUGGCCAGGCGUGGCUUCUACGUCUCGUCGACGAUGUGAUCUGGGUACCCGUCGCCGCCGCCGAGUUGCAGCUGCGGCUGUGCGUGUGUGUCCAUGCAAGUUUGGCGGGCCACCGCACGGCCAAGGCCACGUUGGCCAGCCUGGAGUCGUUCUGCCAGUGGACCGGCAUGAAGGGCGACGUUGAAUUUUUUGUGCGUCGGUGCCUACAUUGUGCCAGUGCAUCUGGCGGUUCGCCGCGUCCGCUUGGCGAGGCCCUCCACUCGACCGCACCCAAUGGACUAAUUCAUUGGGACUUUGUGUUCAUGGGCGCCUCCAAGACAGGCGGCGACAAGUACCUGCUGGUAGUCAAGUGUGACGCCAGCAAUAUGGUUUGGUUCUUUCCGGCUCCCGAGGCCACGGCAACGUUCGUCAAGUACUGCCUCCUGCAGUGGUUCGCCGUGUUCGCCGUGUGCUACGAGUGGGUCUCCGAACAGGGGACCCAUUUCAAGAACCAAGUUAUCGCGGAGCUCCAGCACGUGCUGGGGGCUCAUCACUUCACGACUGCCCGCUGCCUAUGGGCGAAUGGCACAGUGGAGGUCGUGAUGCAGCAGUUGCUGCGUCUAUUCCGGGCAUGUCUGAGCGAGUGGCGCAUGGCGCCCGACCAGUGGCCCGAGGCCCACCUCGUCAGCAUGCUCGUGCUCAACCAGCUGCCUUCACCCUCCCUUGGUGGUAUGGCUCCCGUGACCGCCAUGUCUGACCGUCCGGCAAUGUCGCCGGCUGAAACCAUGGCGUUGCCGGGUCAGCUCAUCUCGGCCACGCUGGCUGAGGUGGAAGAAGGUCAACGUGAGAACAUUGCCGCGCUGGAAGAAAUGCACAAACAGAUGUUGGUGGAAAACGCACGGAAGCGUGACCGCUUGCGGCAAUACCACGAUAAGAAGAAGGGUGUGCAGAUGGCCCAGAAGUUGCGGACCAAGUGGUGCGGCCCGGCCGUCGUCACCGAGGUGACCAGUAACUGGGUGUACAACGUCGAGAACCUGCUAGCUUACUACGUUCGCCCCGUCCACGCCAGCCGUCUGAUAUUCUACGAGGACUGUGACUUGGACGUGAUGUCCGAGCUGCUGGCCCACGUCGCCCACAACUCAGAAGGCUUCGAGGUGGAGGCUAUGGUGGACGCGCGGUACGUCCCCACGACCAACGUUUACGAGCUGUUAAUCAAGUGGCGCGGACUCCAAGACGCGGACAACUCGUGGAAGCCCGCCAACAACAUCUUCGCCGAUUUACCCGUGAUGUUCAAGGCUUUCUGCAAGGCGGCCACGUCCGCCGUAAUCAAGAAGAUUGCCGUUGCUUACGAGGUUAUGUAA